This is a messenger RNA of Schistocerca gregaria, 3020 nucleotides long. RefSeq lists its product as uncharacterized. Bases 131 to 955 code for a protein of 274 amino acids. The transcript has 9 exons. The record is from RefSeq and is a predicted model, not a curated record. Lineage: Eukaryota; Metazoa; Arthropoda; Insecta; Orthoptera; Acrididae.
AAAAUUAGUUUUGAGGCGAGAAAUUCCUGUAUGUGGAAAGAAAAAUCAUUCCCUGAUAAUCUAAGGGAGUGUGACCUGUAAGGUGCUACUGGUUCUCUAAUUUAUAAAAGAAAACAUUUAGCACAAGGAAAUGGCCCGGAACAUAUGUGCUUGCUCUGAUUCAUACAGUGAGUGCAGUGACGACUUGUCUGAGGCAGGAACUGAUGAAUGGCUGGAAAUGCAAGAGCUGAAAAAUGAUCUUAACGAGGAGUGGCGAGCCCUUGAAGAUUUCACUCGAGCCAGGCAGAUUCUGAAGGAGGCACUUCAGAGUGUGCAGUGUCCAUCUUCAGAAGAAACUUCCUGUGUCUGCCCUAGUCCACGGUAUCAGCGUCCACAGAGACAUGGAAGAAAUCUGAAGGAGCAAAUGUUCAACGUACGGAGACAGAAGAUUCCUUCAGCCAUUCAAGAAUAUGAGGAACCUGAAGAUGAGGGCCUCAGUGGAAUGGCUCCUCGAAUAAUUGCAUCAAUUUUGCACAUGGAAGAGAAAGGCAUGCCACUGGACCAAUCUCCAGAAACAGUCUACAGUUACUUGUUUAACGAGCAACAAGAAGAACCUGUACUGAUAACAGGACCAGCAGCACCAUCUCAUCCAAAGGAUAUUGUAGUUCCUCUAUCUGUGCCUUCAGAAACCCAACUAUGUGAAAGUGUACACAAUAUUGGCAUAGCUGCUUCAGCGGUGAGUUCUGCAUCAAACCGGCCAAAAGAUUCCAUUUUUUCAGAACACAUGCCGAAGAUUCCUGGAAAAGGGACAGAAGAAACUGCAGAACAGCGUUCAAUAGUGCAACCUGGUCUGGAUUUCAACCUUCAGACACAACCAUCACGGAAUGUGACGAAAGUUCAAAUACGUGGUUCAGUCCUUCCACCCUGGUUUCCAGGCUUGCUGCCAUCUUCAGAUAAAAUUCAUACAAGACAUUAAACUAAAAUGUGGAAUGAUGCAUUCCUUUGGUGAUUUGAAGCCUUCCAUCUAAUCAUGGUAUGAUAGCAAAACAUCACCGAUUGUAUACCACAAUAAGCUACAGUAGCAGCACGAAGUGUUUGGUGCGGUCCGAGACAAUUUUCCCACCGUGGUCCAAGACAACUUUCCCACCGUUAGUGUAUUUGUGACUUUGCAAAACAGCAGAAUUUUUGGCUACUCUGUGAUAAUCUACUUACUUCUGGGAGAGGUGAUUAAUCAUCCUAUUAAAUUUACUUGGUACACUGUUUUCAUUUUUGAUGAAAUUUAUAAACAGUUCCAGCAUAAAACCUGACAACAUGUUCCUAAACCUAAUUUACUAACACCACAAAGCCCUUUGCAUGUAUAUGUUACAAUUGAUAUUAUCUUCCAUAUCAUAAGGAAUUAGCCUUGUACACUAUUACAGCAGGAAGAGAGAAACAGAGACAACAGCACCUGGAUAGUUCUGUGACAAAAUGCUUGUUUCUUGAAGCAGCUUUUGCAUUCACAACUGGUUUGAAUCACACUGGAGAUGAGGUAUAAGCCAUUUCACUUUGUUCCAUCAAGCUUCCAAUAGCCAAAAUAAAAUUCAGUAACGACAUCAAUAGGAAAUCAUGUUUGGUACUGAUAUUGCUUCUGCUAGUGCUGCUGGUCCUGCUGUGUAGACUGAACAAUCAGCUUCAUCAGAUGUAUGAUAGAGAUAUAGACUGUUGGAGCAAUCCACUUUCUGGAUGUACCGGUCAAUGAACAAUAGAUGAUACAUUGAGCCCCAGUGGUAUUAAUGCUCAUACAUAUGGCUCAUUACCUCACACACAGGAAGUUUCUUAUGAGAAAUACAAGGUCUGAAAACAGUGUUUCAGAGAAACUGUUAACUGGAAAGGCAGAUCUGAGGAGUUUUACACUCCACAACGAGAGCAUGACCUAUGGAGACAGAAGAAGAAUAUUAAAAAGAAAUGGCCACGGCCUUUGUCCUUACAUUGUCAUUUUAUCAGAGACGUUAGGAUGGAUUCUCAGACAUCAUCAGGUCAAGACAGUUGUCUACCUUCUGAUUAAAACUAGGACACCACUAUAUAGCAUCAAGGAUGAUCUCUCACUAAGUAAGACCAAGGUAUACCAAAUCCCCAACCGAUCUGGAAUGAAAUAUAUAGUUGAAAUUGUGCACAUUCAAAUAUUACUGUUGUGAACGCCAGCGACAUUCAUUUACUACUGCCGAACAAGUUGACAGUUCCAAGCACUGUUUGCCUGAAAUGCGUAUUACAGAAUAUGACCCCACCAGGACAUUGGCCAAACACUCAAAACAUCCAAAUAUUGAGACUGUGUCAUGAAAGAAGCAAUUCAAACAAGAACCAAGGAUCAACUGGUAAGCAAUGUCUGUGGCUACAUUCUCAGUAAGGUCUGGGAACCUGUCCUAAGCACAUUUAUGGAGAAGAAUGAAGUACUAGCAAACUCAUUGAACACUGACUAGCUGCUGGUGCCUAUGGAAUGCCGGACAUGGGGGAAUGGAGAUGAGUAAUCUGCUUGCCUCCACCAGGUCACCUCAUCAAGUGCACCUGAUUAAGAUACCUCUAUGAUCUGGCCAUUUGGAUCAAAGCUCUUUACUUGUUGACUGGUCAUACUAUCUUUAUUUAGUGUAUGGCUACAUCACUACAAAUUAAUAUUUACAAUUAUCUUAAAUUACAAACUAAUAUCUAGGCCACAAAUGUAGUCUAUUGACCCCUCUGUCAUCGCCAGCAACUCUUUUUUAUCACUUUUAUCACUAGGGAAGCUUUCAGAGAGCACCCUUUAAUUAUAUGGUGAACAGUCUGCUUUGCCACAGUCACACCUUGGAUAAAUUAUUUUCUUCCACCUGUGAACAGAAUUGGGACAUCUUGCAGUGUUGAAUAUUAUUCAGUUAAGAACUAACCACACAUUCUGUGGCAAUUCAAAGCCAGGUUACUUUGUCAAUAUGCAUAUCAUCUCAUGUUGUUAAAUUGGUUGGUUGGUAGGACUGGAGAAGGGACCAGACUAUGCAGUCAUCAGUCCCUCCGACCAUGGAAUAACCAAAACCAAU